Antechinus flavipes (yellow-footed antechinus) is the source of this 4223-nucleotide messenger RNA. It is a transcript of the gene PRG4, whose product is annotated as proteoglycan 4. Gene Ontology annotation, molecular function: scavenger receptor activity; polysaccharide binding. The record is from RefSeq and is a predicted model, not a curated record. Lineage: Eukaryota; Metazoa; Chordata; Mammalia; Dasyuromorphia; Dasyuridae. Gene Ontology annotation, biological process: immune response.
AUUCAAAACCUGAAAAGAGUCAUGGAAUGGAAAAUGCUUCCGAUUCACCUGCUGGUGUUUUGUCUUUUCUUGAUACAAGUUUCUUCUCAAGAUUUACCAAGCUGUGCAGGGAGAUGUGGGGAAGGGUAUACUAGAGAUGCCGCCUGCAACUGUGAUUAUAACUGUCAAUACUACAUGGAGUGCUGUCCUGAUUACAAGAAAGUCUGCACUGUGGAGCUUUCCUGUAAAGGUCGUUGCUUUGAGUCAUUUGCCAGAGGGAGAGAAUGUGACUGUGACGCUGCCUGUACAAAAUAUGGCAAGUGCUGUCCAGAUUAUGAAGACUUCUGUGAAGAAAUACAUAAUCCAACAACGCCACCACCAUCUCCAAAAACUCCUCGGCCAUCUCCAAAAACUCCUCGGCCAUCUCCAGAAGCUCCUCAAACUGUCAAAUCAACAACUAAACGUUCCCCCAAAACUCCCAAGAAGAGGACCUCUGACAAAGUGGUAGAAUCAGAGGAAAUAACAGAAGAACAUUCUAUUUCUGAAAAUCAGGAAUCCUCCUCUUCCUCUUCUUCUUCCUCUUCAACUGUUCGGAAAACCAAGUCUUCUAAAAAUUCAGCUGCUAAUUCAGCACUCAAGAAGAAACCCAAAGCUAAAGAUUCAAAGAAGAGAAACCCUAAAGAUAAACCUACUCCAGCAUCUCCAGUUGCGGAGGACCCAGGAAGUGGAUUAGACAAGCCCACUGCUGCUCCUGACACUGAUGUUCCUACCUCCCGGCCCACUCAAGUCACCACAAUCCUCAAAGUGACUACAGCAGCACCUCCAGCAGCUUCCAAGGAGAGUAAUAAGGUCACAUCAAAAGAGACAUCGACAACUGAAAAGGAGACAUCCACAGCUGCUAAAGAGACAACAAUUGUAACUAGAGAGGUGACUAGUACAGAUAAACAGACCUCAGCUACAGCUAAAGAGGCAACUACUUCAGCAAAAGAAACACUGACUACAGAGACAAUGACAGCUGCUAACGAUGCUAAGUCCACAACCAAGGACCCUGAGCCUACGCCUGAGGACCCUAAGCCCACACCUAAAGACCCCAAACCUACACCGAAAGACCCCAAACCUACACCUGAGGAUCCUAAGCCUACACCUAAAGACCCCAAACCUACACCUGAGGACCCUAAGCCUACACCCAAAGACCCCAAACCUACACCCAAAGAUCCCAAACCUACACCUAAGGACCCUAAGCCUACACCUAAAGACCCCAAACCUACAUCUGAGGACCCUAAGCCCACACCUAAAGACCCCAAACCUACACCCAAAGAUCCCAAACCUACACCUGAGGACCCUAAGCCCACACCUAAAGAUCCCAAACCUACACCCAAAGAUCCCGAACCUACACCUGAAGACCCUAAGCCUACACCCAAAGACCCUAAACCUACACCUGAGGACCCUAAGCCCACCAAAGACCCCAAACCUACACCCAAAGAUCCCAAACCUACACCUGAGGACCCUAAGCCUACACCUAAAGACCCCAAACCUACACCUAAGGACCCUAAGCCCACACCUAAAGACCCCAAACCUACACCCAAAGACCCCAAACCUACACCUGAGGACCCUAAGCCCACACCUAAAGAUCCCAAACCUACACCCAAAGAUCCCGAACCUACACCUGAAGACCCUAAGCCUACACCCAAAGACCCUAAACCUACACCUGAGGACCCUAAGCCCACACCCAAAGAUCCCAAAGCUACACCUGAGGACCCUAAACCAACACCUGAGGACCCUAAACCCACACCCAGAUCCAAAGCUACACCUGAGGACCCUAAACCUACACCUGAGGACCCUAAACCCACACCCAAAGAUCCCAAAGCUACACCUGAGGACCCUAAACCUACACCUGAGGACCCUAAACCCACACCCAAAGAUCCCAAAGCUACACCUGAGGACCCUAAACCUACACCUGAGGACCCUAAACCCACACCCAAAGAUCCCAAAGCUACACCUGAGGACCCUAAACCUACACCUGAGGACCCUAAACCCACACCCAAAGAUCCCAAAGCUACACCUGAGGACCCUAAACCUACACCUGAGGACCCUAAACCCACACCCAAAGAUCCCAAAGCUACACCUGAGGACCCUAAACCUACACCUGAGGACCCUAAACCCACACCCAAAGAUCCCAAAGCUACACCUAGGAAUCCCAAAGCUACACCUGAGGACCCUAAACCUACACCUGAGGACCCUAAACCCACACCCAAAGAUCCCAAAGCUACACCUGAAGACCCUAAACCUACACCUGAGGAUCCUAAACCCACACCCAAAGAUCCCAAAGCUACACCUGAAGACCCUAAACCCACACCCGAAGAUAUAACUUCUGUACCUACUACACCUGAAGUGACUACAAUUUCUAAGGAUAAAGUAAUUGAAAAAGAUACACCUGCUACUCCAAAAGUUACAACUGCUUCCCCAAAAGUGACAACUACAACCACUAAAGUGACAACCAGAGCAGUCACUUCACCGAAAGUGACAACUAAAGAGACAACUACUACAGCUAAAGCAACAACUACUGCCACCAAAGUGACAACGACUACUGCUAAAGAGAAAACUACCACAGCUGAAGAGAAAACUACCACAGCUGAAGAAAAAACUACCACAGCUGAAGAAAAAACUACCACAGCUGAAGAAAAAACUACUUCAUCAGAUAAGAAAAGUCCUAAAGUGACAACUCCCACCCCUAAAAAGCCAGCUCCUAAAGUGACGACUACUGCUUCUAAAGUGACAACCACCACAACCAAAGAAACAACUACUGUUUCAGAUGAGACGACUACUGCCCCCAAAGUGACACCGAAGUCUAAAACGACAACUACUGUCCCUAAAGUGACCACACCCAAACCCAUAAAGACAACCACUAAGACAAAAGAGACGACCACGAAAGCCAAGGAAACGACCAUUGUAACUAAAGAAACAGCUACUCCUUUGGCUCCAACUCCAGAUCCUAAACUAACAAACAAGAAGCCCACAGUUGCACCUCAGGAACCAGAAACUACAUCUAAAAUCACUACAAGUGAAAAGACAACUACCCUGAAGACGUCAACAGUAACUGAUCUGAAUUCUACGCCGCUGGCGGAGGCUACCCCCCAGACCGCUCCUGGACCCAACAGAAGGCCAAACUCAGAAAUAACAACUCUUACCAUAACAGAUGUCACUCCAAAGAAUGAAGGUUUGAAUAUUUUUGAGCAGGAGAAGCCUUAUCUGAAUCCUAGACCUCCUGUGUUUUUUCCAAUAGGUAUCCCGGGUUCUAACAUGUAUAUGGAAAGGAGACCUGGUCAAGACUUUAGUAACACCCCAAUGCUUUCAGAUGAGACUAACUUAUGCAAUGGGAAGCCAGUAGAUGGACUGACUACUUUGCGCAAUGGGACAUUAGUUGCAUUUAGAGGUCAUUAUUUCUGGUUGUUGAAUCCAUUCACUCCACCAUCACCAGCUCGGAGGAUUACUGAUGUUUGGGGCAUCCCUUCUCCCAUUGACACUGUUUUUACUAGAUGUAACUGUGAAGGAAAAACUUUCUUUUUUAAGGAUUCUCAAUACUGGCGGUUCACCAAUGAUAUAAAAGAUCCAGGUUAUCCUAAACCAAUUGCUAAAGGAUUUGGAGGUCUAAAUGGGAAAAUAGUCGCAGCUCUAUCAAUAGCAAAAUACAAAAACAGGCCAGAAUCUGUGUAUUUUUUCAAGAGAGGUGGCACCAUUCAGCAGUACACUUACCAACAGGAACCAAUUAAAAAGUGUUCUGGAAGAAGAUCUGCUAUAAACUAUUCAGUUUAUGGAGAACCCACCCAAGUCAGAAGGCGACGCUAUGAACGGGCUAUCAUUCCCUCCCAAACACAUACCAUCAGAAUAAGCUAUUCACCUGUCAGAGUUACUUAUCAAAAAGGUUUCCUUCAUAAUGAAGUUAAAUUGAAUACAAUUUGGAGAGGUCUUCCAAACAUGGUUACCUCAGCUAUAGCACUGCCUAACAUUAGGAAACCUGAUGGUUAUGAUUACUAUGCUUUUUCUAAAGAUCGAUAUUACAAUAUUGAUGUGCCGAGCAGAACAGCAAACUUAAUCACCACCCGUUCUGGACAAACAUUAUCCAAUGUUUGGUAUAAAUGUCCUUAAGCCUGAUUUUAAAAGAAGAUAUGAAAAACUUAAAGAAAAGAAUAUUUUGACAUGGAAAUGAUUUUAUUAAUAAAGAUGGUGAAAUGUGUGCAUACCAA